Molecule: messenger RNA, 2130 nt
Organism: Varanus komodoensis (Komodo dragon)
Lineage: Eukaryota; Metazoa; Chordata; Lepidosauria; Squamata; Varanidae
Product: inosine-uridine preferring nucleoside hydrolase-like
Exons: 6
Coding region: 273-1232 (319 amino acids)
Molecular function (GO): hydrolase activity, hydrolyzing N-glycosyl compounds
Source: RefSeq, a predicted model, not a curated record
UGCCUGGGCCUGCUCAGCCCGAUCCCUCGAGCAUGUCCCGGCACCGUGCUGAGGAAGCAACAUGUGUAAUGAAGUCCAUAAACUGGACAAAAGCAGCGAGUGUCAGUGUCGUCAGAAGGAACGAAGGUCCUUGAAAAGGCGUGUUUUGGAUCGACCUUACACAAGUUUCCAGGCAAAAAGCCUCUUCUGCUGUCAGUAAAUCGGCCUUAUGAUCAGCGCUGCAAGAACUGUCCCUUUCCUGAGAAGGCUGCUGUGUAACAGACAUUGCUGAAAUGAAGAAACUUCUGCUCAUUGAUUUGGACUGUGGUGUGGAUGAUGCUCAAGCUCUAAUGAUGGCUCUAGCAUCUCCCAGUGUUGAAGUCCUGGGGAUUACUUGCUGUUAUGGAAACAGUGUGUUGGAAAAUACAUGCAGAAAUACACUCCGUGUUUUACAUGUUUGUCACAAACUUGAGAUUCCGGUUUAUCGUGGUGCAUCUGCCCCAAUACUUGGUGGACCUGUGCUGGGGGCAUUUUUUCAUGGAAAAGAUGGAUUGGGUGAUGUCCCAGAUCCCAGUGCUCCAGGAUUAGACCUUCUACAGGAAGAGCAUGCUGUGACUGCCAUAUUAAGAAUAGUCAACGAGCGACCGGGUCAGGUUUCUAUUGUUGCUACUGGUCCCUUGACAAAUUUAGCCCUAGCUGUGAAAAUGGACCCAUUGCUUCCUGAGAAACUUAAAAAUGUGUUCAUCAUGGGAGGGAAUACUGAAUCCAGGGGAAAUGUUACAGUCUGUGGAGAAUUCAAUUUUGCAACGGAUCCGGAAGCUGCUUACAUUGUCUUAAAUGAAUACAUUUGCCCAGUUUAUAUUGCAGCAUGGGAGUUUACAUGUUCCUGUCAACUUUCCUGGGAGUUCUAUGAUGAAUGGGUUAAUCAGAAUACCGAGAAAGCCCAGUUCAUGAAGAAAAUAUUUGCUCAUUCUGUAGAUAUCAUAAAGUCUUCCAGUAGCAAAGCAGGCAGGAAAGAAUGGAACUCAGGGUUUGUUUCUUGUGAUUCCUAUGCAAUGGCUGCUGCCAUAGAUGAGAGCUUUCUCACAGAAGUCACAGAAAUUGGUGUAAGUGUUGAGCUGAAUGGUUCAUUAACUAGAGGAAUGAUGAUCAUGGACUGGACUGACAAAUUGGAAAAGGAAAAUAAAGCUUUUGUAAUGAAAAGCUGUGAUCUUGGGAAGUUCCAGGCCCUUAUGAUGGCAGCUUUAAGAUAAAAAGAGCUAUUGAAGUCCCUUCCUCACUAUUCUUCUGCUCAUGUGGACAGUUUGAUUUUUAGCUAUGGCUACAUAUCAAACAUUAAACAGCUGAAACAGCAUCCUAUGUAAGGCAAGUGAAGUAGAAUCAUUUUCCUUGCUUCCCAUGAUGAAGAUGGAAACGAUCCUUUAACGUAGCUUUUGGCGAGCACAAACAGUGUACUGGUUUCUAGACUUUCAUGACAUUUCUCUUUGACAAAGAGCUGAUGGCACACACAGGGCUAAGCCAACUUCAGUGCCAAAGAAAGAGAAAAAAUACUAUUCUAGUAGGCAUUACCAGAACCACCAUACAGUUAGUACUAUCUCUUGAAUAAAAUCUAACGAUAUGCACCUGUGGAAGAUCCAAGCUAAAUGUAAACCACAGAGGGCGACUCCAUAGUACAUGAGUAAGCAUUUUGAUCGUUACUUAAGAGCCCUUGAAAGACAUGUUAUUUAAUACAUUGAAAUAGUUGCUUACCAAUUCAGUAUUAAUUUACCAACACAGAAUAAUAGCAUUUCAUAGUGCAUUAAAAUUCCUGUUAGAGCUACCAUUUCUGUUAACUUACCAAUUAAGUUCUGUAAGCUGAUUUCACAGAUAACCACAGCUAGGUUAAUUUACAGGAAACAGAGUGUUGUCAGUCCAUUCAAUAAACUACAUGAAUAUACCACGUCAAAACUGAUCAAUUAUAUCAAUGAAACAGAAGAAAGGCAAUGCUGUAAUCAUUUUGUUCAGAGGUGGAAUUAUUUUCUUAAUUAUUGGUGAAAUGAAGUACAUGGAUCUACAAGUAUACCUCGGGUCUUCAAUUAAUUGUAACAAAUAUUGGAUUAUUCAACGUGUGUGUGUGUGUAUAUGUACUUAAUAAAGAUGAAAUUUUAAGAA